Messenger RNA from Doryrhamphus excisus (bluestripe pipefish), 2073 nucleotides. Lineage: Eukaryota; Metazoa; Chordata; Actinopteri; Syngnathiformes; Syngnathidae. The record is from RefSeq and is a predicted model, not a curated record.
CUCUAUGAAUUAGUAACCAAAGUUUGUAAAACAGAGGUAAGAAGAAAAGGAAGUGCAGUACUUGGGAAACACUUCUGGCAAACAUGGAGGAGGCAGCCAGUGACAAGAUGUUCUGCUGCAGCUGGCUGCGGCGCACGAUUCCCCGGAACAUCAGGGACGAACUGUACCAUCUCUUGAGAAUGAUGGGGCCCCUUGUAAGGAUCUGCGAGCACAACAUGCCAAGAUCACAUGAUUGAUAAGUGACAACAUGUCUUUUUCAUGUCUUCUUUUUAGCUCAUCUCUCGAAUCCUCAAUUAUUUACUUCCUUUUGUGAUUACAAUGUUCUGUGGCCGUCUGAGGAACGAGGUGAUGGCCGGCUAUGGACUAGCAUCUGCUACUAUCAGUGUCACCACCUCAGCAACAGGACUGGGUUUGGGCUUCGCAUGUGAUACCCUGGUGGCUCAGACCUUCGGCGGUAAGAACCUACUACGUGUGGGCGUGAUCCUUCAGCGAGGCGUCAUCAUAUUGCUGUUGUUCUGUCUGCCCUGCUGGGGUCUGCUCCUCAAUGCUCAGUCCAUCCUGCUUCUUCUAGGCCAGGACCCUGAGGUGACCCGAAUUGCUCAACUAUAUAUUACGGCAUACCUUCCAGCAAUACCUGCAAUGUUUCUACAUCACCUACAGAUGUCCUACCUUCAAAACCAGGGUAUAAUACUGCCACAGGUGUAUACUGCUGCCAUGGCAAACAUUGCCAAUGUGGUGACAAACUACGUCUUUAUUCACUUACUCAAGCUUGGAGUUGGCGGCUCAGCAGCAGCCAACACCCUAUCCGAGAUCUACAUCUGUGUCUUUCUGUUUGCUUACAUCUGGUGGAAAAAGCUUCAUAAAACAACAUGGGGAGGUUGGUCCGUGGAUUCACUGCAGGAGUGGGGGGCUUUCAUGAAACUGGCCAUUCCCAGUACACUCAUGACAUGUUUCGAAUGGUGGAUUUAUGAGUUUGGGGAAUUCUUUGCAGGGAUGAUGAGUAAAAAUGAGCUGGCAGCCCAGCAUGCGUUGGCAUCCAUUGCAAACUUGAUCUACAUGAUCCCGGUUGGUAUCCAAGCUGCGGCUUGUGCUCGAGUGGGCAACGCUCUGGGUGCAGGAAACACGGCAGGGGCACUCCUCACCUGUAAGGUGUCGCUGUUACUCACAGCUGCCUUUGCUGUUGUUGAAGGCGCCACGCUCGGCUCUGCGAAAUCUGUGAUUGGCUUCAUCUUCACUUCUGACCCGAAGAUCAUCAGUCGGGUUUGCGACUUAAUGAAUGUUUACUGCUUCCAUCUGUUCUUCGAUGCACUGGUGGGUGUCUGCAUCGGCAUCUUUAUGGGGACUGGGAAGCAGAAGAUAGCGGCUGUGUCUAAUUUGAUUGGCUUCUACUGCAUUGGCCUAACACUCAGUGUUACAUUCAUGUUUGUUGCCAAACUGAAUAUUUUAGGUUUCUGGUUGGGUCUCCUCAUUUGCGUGAUUUUGCAAUCCAUCUUCUACAUCAUUGUCAUAUUUCGAAUGAACUGGCAGAAAAUCACAGAGGAGGCUCUGAAACAAGCCCAGGCAAAGACAAAUGUGGCAAUACUAAACACGCUUAACCACAGUGCUGAACAGGCAGAGCACCAAGACAAUUCAGUGGAUGGCUACCUUCAUGUGAACACAGAGUGCCCCGAUGGGAACACAGUGAGCCAAAAUGUUGUCAAGGAGCGUACCCACCAUCUCCCCAUGACCCAGUUGAUAAUCCAAAGAGGCAUCACCAUGUUGACUGCAUUGGGCCUCCUAGCCGUGGGUGCUUGUGUGCACUUGUUAGUGCCUUUGCCAGAGAGCCCGCUCUUCACACACAAAGCCAAUCUCACAAUGGAGGUGGUCAAUAGCACAAACAAUCCUCCACAAACGUCUAUUACUCUGCUUGACUCCUGAGGAAAGGCGGAACUUCAUCAGUCCAUAGUAUUUGUUGUCAAUGUGCAGCUAAAAGUCAAGUCAAGUGCAUUGUUACUUGUUUAAGGUUCUUGUUUCAUUGCAAUUUCCUGUCUCUUAUAGAAGGAGUGUAAAUGGGUUCAACUUUUAUAGAAUAAA